Messenger RNA from Emiliania huxleyi CCMP1516, 2095 nucleotides. RefSeq lists its product as hypothetical. Lineage: Eukaryota; Haptophyta; Isochrysidales; Noelaerhabdaceae. The coding region runs from base 34 to 1704 and encodes 556 amino acids. The transcript is spliced from 12 exons. The record is from RefSeq and is a predicted model, not a curated record.
UGUGCCGCAAGGUACUGAGCGACAGGGACAAAUAUGGACCACUCUGCGAUGGCGCGCCCCGCCCUCGGGCUGGCCGGCGCGGAGAAGCGGCUCUACGAGCUGAAUAUGAAUCAGGGUGAGAUCAGCGUGCAGCGGCAGGUGAUGCAGUUCCGCGUGGACUACCUCUCUGACCUCAACACGCAGUCGAUGCUGAUGGCGGGCGUCGCUGCUGGCAUGAUCUCGUCGAUCGAGCUCGAGGCGAUGCGGCCCGAAGAGGACGAUCCCGAAUUCUGCUUCCGGACCGUCCUCUGCUUCUUCUACAUCCUGGCGGCCGUCACCUCGCUCGGCGCGUCCAUCUGGGUGCUGUACACGUCCAACAACCUCAUCAACUCGGCGCUGGUGGCGCAGCUGUACGGCUCGACGCUCGCCGACAUGCAGAACGCCGAGUCCGUCCUCGAGCUGCGCAUGCUCGACGUGAGGAAGAUGUACAUCCUGGCGCUCGUGACGAUGCUGCCGGCGCUGCUCGUGAUGGUGCUCGCCCUGAUCCCGUGGUACAUCUCCCUACCCGCCGUCCUCGUCGUCGGCUGGUUCCUCGCCCACGCCAUCCACGCCGACUUCGCCACCGCCUGGCACCUCGAGCGGUACAACAUCCCUCUCUCCGAGAUGCGGCCAGAGUACUGGGUCGAAGGCGUGGCGCAGCGCUUCUUCGGAGGCGACGGCGGCGGCGGCGGCGGCGGCGGCCCCGACUCGGCCUCGCGGCGUACUCUCGGCGGGGCGGCUCUCGGCGCGCCGGUCGAGUCACCGCGCAACCCGGUCUCCAACUUCCUCGAGAGCAGGCUCCGCUCCAUAUUCGGCACGAGCUCGUACAACCGGCUCGGCGACCGCGUCAACGCUCUCGACGAGAAGCGGAUGUCUGCCGCCAUCAAGCGCGGCGUCUCCUUCUCUGGCGGAUCGCCCUUCGGCCCGGCGGCGGGCCGCAAGACCGCCUUCGCCACGCAGCUCGUGGAGUCGGAGCUGUCCGACGGCGAGCCUGCGGAGAGGUGCGGCUCGCCCGACCUGCACCGCGACUCGGCCGCGCUCAUCCAGCGGACAUGGGUGGACCGGCUGAUGGCAAAGACGGGGCACGCAAAGGGCGCCGGAGCGGGCGGGGGCGCGGAGCUCCCGCACGGCGGUAUGCCCACGACCAAGCAGCCGGGGCCGGCGGUGGUGGUGCGGCUGGAGGCGGACGCGACCCUCGGGUACAUGUGCAAGACGCCGUCGGACAAGGGCCCGUCCGCCGUGAUCCACUCCCUCGCCAUCGGGCCAAUGGGCCGGCACGAGCUGCUGCGCACGACGCCCGCGAACACGCCGUCGCACACCCGGUGGUGGGUGCUGCGCGGCUCUCGGCUUGCUUGCUACAAGUCGGAGACGGAGCAGGCGGACGGGGUCGCGCCCAAGCUCGUGGUCGACUUGCGCAGCUACGUCGUCGUCCGCACGUGGGACCCGCACGGGCUGCUCUGCGUCGCGCUCGUGCCGCGGCACGUCCUCAAGCCGCCCGUGCCUACUUCGGCCAAGACGGGCGGGCCGGGGCAGCGGAGACCGACCGAGGUGCGGAUGCAGGCGGAGAGGUCGUGGUACCUCUGCGCCUACCCCGCCUCCAUCUCCAACUCUGUGCACACGGAGACGUGGUUCGCGCGGCUCGAGGCCAACUGCGGCACGCCGUCGAACCCGUCGCUGCCGCGGUGAGGGGAGGAGGCGAGGGGAGGAGGCGAGGGGCGAAGGCGAGGGGCCGCCCGUCCCGCCCGGCCUCCGUUAGUCCUCCGGCCCCAGCGGUAGUGACGGCCGGUAGUGGCGCACGGCUGCACUAGAUGGGCGGUGCAGGAGGACGUAUUGCGCGAGCGUUCUGAUGGCUCAUCCUCGCCCGGGGCUCGUCCGCCUAUUGGCGGCCGUCUCAACUCUGUCGCCCACUGUGGAGAGAGAGAGUUCUGCUAUGGCUGUAGUCGCCUCGAGGGUUCUCCGCCUACCCUUAGCUGUCGUGGCGUCCAACCGUGGUGUUGUGUGUGCCCGUGGGAAUGUCUCUCUGUCGAUUGUGCGUACGGUAACGUGUCUCUGAUUUCUGUGCAUCGAUGUAUACGGG